Molecule: messenger RNA, 4047 nt
Organism: Morus notabilis
Lineage: Eukaryota; Viridiplantae; Streptophyta; Magnoliopsida; Rosales; Moraceae
Product: histidine kinase 2
Exons: 13
Coding region: 42-3938 (1298 amino acids)
Biological process (GO): phosphorylation; phosphorelay signal transduction system
Molecular function (GO): phosphorelay sensor kinase activity
Source: RefSeq, a predicted model, not a curated record
UUCUUAACUUUCUGGGCUUCUCUCUUGGUGGUCUAAUUUUGAUGAGUUGCUCUGCUGGGAAAGAAGCCUUCUUUAAGCUUUCUAGAAUCUUUGUGAAGAUACACAGGUGGGUUUUGGUUUUGGUUGUUAAUAUGUCUCUGAAUUGCAAGUUUUCAAGCCUGAAUGGAAGAUUACCAGCCAAUUUCAAGUUGAAGAAGGGGAAGGAGUUUUCUCUUCAUGGGGCUAAAUCUAAUUGUGUGAGAAAAUGGGCAAAAAAGCUGUUGUUUUUCUGGCUUUUUGGUGUUGCAAUUGUGAGCAUUGUUUGGUUCUUCUUCAGCUUCAAUUAUGGGACUUUGGAGGGUAAAGUAGAGAUUCCGGGCUUUUGCCAAGAAAGUGCUCCAAUCUUGAGGACUUAUUUCAAUGUUAGCAAGAAUCAGCUUCAUUCUUUGGCUUCUCUGUUCUCCAAAUCAGAUCAGAUAGUAUCUCUGGAGUGUAGCAAAGAACCAACACCAAAGGCGAUGUUGAGUGACGGCAUUGCAUGUUCUGUCAAGGUACUGUGCUCCGAAGAGUUGGAGUCACCAACACAACAUAAAUGGAUUGUGGAAAACGUAAAAUCGACAAACCAAUGCCCUGUUCUUAGAGAAGAAAGCAUCCCAAGGAAGCUGUAUUUAGCCCUACUAAAGAAUAGAUCUGUAUCACAUGCUUUGCAAUUCAUAAUUUCAGCUGCUUAUCAGAUUCGUGGAAAGAAUCUCUUCCAGUCAGUGACGUUGGCAGACUGUGCAAGGGAGCGAUGUCAACUUUUGUGUUAUUUGAUAAGGGGAUAUUGGUGGGUCAUUGUUGGAGUUGUUUUGAGCUACAAAAUAUCUUCAAAAUUAUGGAGGAAAAAGCCGGAGCUGCUUCCUGAGCAAUCAAAUGGUUGGCAACAUAAGCUAGAUCUUGACCAGCACUCGUCCUGGCAGCAGAAGCUGGUUCAUGAAAGGCCUCCGGCUCGGCAGCAGAAGCUGCUGCUAAAACAGCAACAGCAAGGCCAUAGUCCUCCUAAGGGUGCUGGAAAAUGGAGGAAAAAACUUCUAAUAGUAUUCAUCUUGUCUGGAAUUUCCCUGUCAAUUUGGUUGUUUUGUCACUUCAACAGAAAACAUAUAGUGAGGAGAGAAGAAACACUUGCUAACAUGUGUGAUGAGCGAGCCCGCAUGUUGCAGGAUCAGUUUAAUGUUAGUAUGAACCACGUACAUGCUUUAGCUAUACUUGUAUCUACCUUUCAUCAUGGAAAAUAUCCUUCUGCAAUUGAUCAGAAAACAUUUGGGGAAUAUACUGAGAGAACAGCUUUUGAAAGACCACUUACUAGUGGUGUUGCUUAUGCUUUGAAAGUUCUCCACUCUGAGAGGGAACAGUUUGAGAAGCAACAUGGAUGGACAAUAAAGAAAAUGGAAACCGAGGACCAGACUCUAGUACAAGAUUGCAUUCCAGAGAAUUUGGAUCCUGCACCUGUUCAAGAUGAAUAUGCACCUGUCAUAUUUUCUCAAGAAACUGUCUCCCACAUUGUCUCCAUUGACAUGAUGUCUGGAAAGGAAGACCGGGAGAACAUUUUGCGAGCAAGGGCAACUGGAAAAGGAGUACUGACGUCUCCUUUUAAGCUAUUGAAGUCGAAUUACCUCGGUGUAGUACUCACUUUCGCAGUCUACAACACCGAUCUGCCUCCAGAAGCAACUCCAGAACAACGUAUUGAAGCUACUGUGGGGUACCUUGGUGCAUCUUAUGAUGUCCCAUCAUUGGUUGAGAAGCUUCUGCACCAACUUGCCAGCAAGGAGACCAUUGUUGUGAAUGUUUACGAUAUAACUGAUGCGUCGGCUCCUGUCAAUAUGUACGGUACGGACGUUAUUGACACUGGUCUUUUGCACAUUAGCCAUCUAGACUUCGGGGAUCCACUUCGCAAGCAUGAAAUGCAUUGCAGGUUCAAGCAGAAACCUCCUUUACCUUGGAUGGCAAUAAAUGCAUCAUUUGGAGUAUUUGUCAUUACUUUACUAGUAGGCCAUAUCUUUCAUGCAGCUAUAUGUCGAAUAGCAAAAGUGGAGGCCGACUAUCGUAUGAUGGUAGAACUCAAAGCUCGAGCUGAAGCUGCAGAUGUGGCAAAAUCUCAGUUCCUAGCAACUGUAUCCCAUGAGAUCAGAACACCGAUGAAUGGUGUUUUAGGUAUGCUGCAAAUGCUGAUGGAUACCGAUCUCAAUGCAACUCAGCAAGAUUAUGCUCAGACUGCUCAUUCUAGUGGGAAAGAUCUAAUUUCGCUGAUAAAUGAGGUUCUUGACCAGGCUAAAAUAGAAUCAGGCAGGCUUGAACUUGAGGAUGUGCCUUUUGAUUUGCGUGCAGUACUUGAUAAUGUUCUAUCGCUCUUCUCAGGAAAGUCUAAUGAAAAAGGAAUUGAGUUGGCGGUUUAUGUUUCAAAUCGGGUGCCUGAAGUUGUCAUUGGUGAUCCUGGACGCUUUCGGCAGAUAAUCACUAAUCUUGUUGGAAACUCGAUUAAGUUUACCAAUGACAAAGGACACAUAUUCGUUACGGUGCAUCUGGCAGAUGAAGUGAAAUGCCCUGUGGAUGAUAUCGAUGAAGUGCUUAAACAAGGAAUAGAUUUAGUUGGAGAUGAUUCAGGCAAAAAUUAUAACACAUUGAGUGGAUAUCCUGUGGUUCAGAGAUGGAAAAGCUGGGAGCGUUUCAAAAACUUAACCGGCACGACAACAGAUGAAUCUGAUAGGAUCAAAUUACUUGUCACGGUUGAGGAUACAGGUGUAGGAAUUCUGCAAGAGGCUCAAAGUCGCAUUUUUACACCUUUUGUGCAGGCUGAUAGUUCAACAUCAAGAACAUACGGUGGUACUGGAAUAGGUCUGAGCAUUAGUAAAUGUUUGGUUGAACUCAUGGGUGGUGAGAUAGGAUUUGUGAGUGAACAGGGUAUUGGAAGUACCUUUUCAUUUACUGGGUCUUUGAGAAAAGGAGAAACAAGUUCUCUAGACACGAAGUGGCAGCAGUGUGAUCCUACUGUUUCGGAGUUCCAAGGGCUGAAAGCAUUAGUUAUUGAUGAGAGAGUCAUCCGAGCUGAAGUCACAAGAUACCAUCUCGAAAGAUUGGGAAUAUCCGUUGAUAUAGCUACCAGCAUGGAAACAGCAUGCUCUUUUCUAUGUAGUGAUUCUUAUCUAUCUAGUGAUUCCAACGGCAGCUUUUCUUCCAUGAAUUUGGGAAUGGUUCUCAUUGACAAAGAUGUUUGGGAUAAGGGAACUGGUCUUAAAUUUCAUCAAUUGCUGCGACGGCGCAGACAAAACUACGCAGACACUCCCAUAAACCCUCCAAAGAUAUUUCUAUUGACCACCUCAAUUAGUGCUAGUGAACACAAUGUUAUCAAAUCUGCUGGUUUGGUAGAUAAUGUACUGGCAAAGCCUCUUAGAUCAAGCAUCGUAGUUGCCUGCUUGCAGGAAGCUCUUGGAAGUGGUAAGAAGAGGCUUGUAGGCCGAAAAAAGCCAGAGACUCUUGGGAAUUUACUAAAAGGAAAGCGCAUUUUGGUUGUGGAUGACAACAUAGUGAAUAGAAGAGUGGCAGAAGGUGCUCUGAAGAAAUACGAAGCGAUUGUUACUUGUGUGGAGAGUGGAAAGGUAGCAUUAGAGAAGCUUAAGCCACCCCACAACUUUGAUGCUUGCUUCAUGGAUCUCCAAAUGCCUGAAAUGGAUGGGUUUGAGGCAACGGAGACAAUACGACGCAAUGAAGAUGAGGUGAAUAAGAAGAUUGCAUCUGGAGAAGUAUCAAUGGAGAUGUUUGGGAAUGGAGCUCAUUGGCACACUCCCAUAUUGGCUAUGACAGCCGACGUAAUUCAGGCAUCAAAUGAACGGUGUAUGAAGUGCGGAAUGGAUGAUUAUGUGUCGAAGCCAUUUGAAGAAGAGCAGCUUUAUUCAGCAGUAGCACGUUUCUUUGAGUCCGGUUGAUGGAAGAUUAGUGAGUGUUAACUAACAAGGGGGUUGAUCUGCCACUAUAUUUGGGCUUGUGCAGUUGGAGGAGGGCCUAGUCCGUUCCGACCGCACAUUCUUAACUUUC